GUUGAAGGACUUUUUUCGUUGUGUAUGGAAAUCUCGUUGUGUUCUUUAUGUUUCCGCUUUUAGUGUUUCGUGUGUAAAUCUUCUCUACUCUGCUGUUGAAAAGAUUCAGGGUUCUUACUAGCUGAUUGGUAUUAAGAUGGUGGUGGCGCAGUUCAUUCGCCAGGUAUAUCGCCCAUAUGGGUUCUUUGCGAAGUCGAUCAUAGUCGGCUUAUUGGGUCUCUGUUUCGUGCUUGUUUGCUCUACGUUUUUGUUUUCUUCGUCAUCUGUUGCCUUUCAAAGAAAUAGCUUCAGUGACAUUAAAGAAAAUUUUUCGGUGGAUGAGAAGGUAAAAGAUUCAAGAGUGCAACUUAAGAAGAUAGAGCCAGGUAGAAAGGAAGUUCCCAAAGAUGAUCACUUGGUGGAAUCCAUUUUGGGAGGGAAAGACGAGAAACAGAGAGGUGGGCGUGAUUCCAAUGGUAAUAAUCACAGUGCGGGGAAUGAUAAAAAAGAUGCAGGGAACCAGAGAGCUGAUCUGGUAAGGCCGAAUGCUACUCAUGGGUCAGAAGGAUGGAGGAAUGAGGAAUUGCAAAAGGUAGAGGAUCAAGGCCAAAUAAAACAAGAAGAAGAAGUGGAUGCCAAGGGAGACAAUGAUGUGGUGAUUGAAGAGGAUGGUGUUUUGAACAACUCAACAGACCAGGUAACUGAAGAAAAGAUAGAAAAUAAGCUGGGGGAAACAAACAGUACAGCUAAGGAGGUGGCGCCAAUAUUUGAUUCUAGAUCUCAAUUCACCUGGAAACUCUGCAAUGUAAGGAGCAAAUACAAUUACAUUCCAUGUAUUGACAUUGAACACCCCACUGGGAAGCUGCACGGCUAUCGACAUCAGGAAAGAAGUUGUCCUAGAACACCUCCUACAUGUCUUGUUCCUCUUCCUCCUGGGGGGUAUCAACCUCCAGUGCAAUGGCCUGAGAGCAAAUCUAAGAUAUUAUAUGGCAACGUGGCGCACCCAAAAUUCUCUGCAUUCGUUAAGACACGGAGAUGGAUAAAUGAAUCUGAACAUUAUCUUACUUUCCCUCAGGACCAGUCGGAGUUCAAGGGUGGGGUCGUUAACUACAUUGAUUCUAUUGAUGAGAUGGUACCUGACAUUGAAUGGGGAAAGAAUAUCCGCGUGGUACUGGACAUUGGGUGCACUGAUUCAAGCUUUGUAGCUGCUCUUCUUGAGAAGGAGGUAUUGACUUUGUCAUUGGGCUUGAAGGAUGACCUAGUGGAUCUAGCACAAGUUGCUCUAGAGCGCGGUUUUCCGGCACUUGUGAGUCCUUUUGGAACAAGAAGGCUUCCUUUUCCUAGUGGUGUUUUUGAUGCCAUUCAUUGUGGUGGAUGUGGCAUACCUUGGCAUUCUAAUGGGGGAAAACUUCUUCUAGAGAUGAACAGGAUUUUGCGACCUGGUGGUUACUUUAUGUUGUCUACCAGAUAUGACAACAUUAAAGAGGAAGAAGCUAUGUCUUCAUGGACGGCAUCAAUUUGUUGGAAUAUCCUGGCGCAUAAAAUGGAUGAAAUCAGUGAACUGGGUGUUAAGAUAUAUCAGAAACCAGAAUCAAAUGAUAUAUACCAGUUAAGAAGGAAGAAAAGCCCUCCUAUAUGCCAAGAGAAUGAAAACGCAGAUGCAGCCUGGUAUGUUCCAAUGAAGACUUGCUUACAUACCAUUCCAGCUGCCAUUGAACAACGUGGAACUGAGUGGCCUGAUGAAUGGCCCAAGAGGCUCGAAACUUUUCCUGAUUGGUUGAGUGACAAAGAGAAAGUGAUUGCAGAGACUGAUUUCUGGAAGGCUAUUGUGAACAAGUCCUAUCUGAAUGGCAUGGGUAUCAACUGGUCAAGUAUCCGGAAUGUAAUGGACAUGAAAUCAAUUUAUGGAGGGUUUGCAGCUGCUCUGUCACCACAGAAAGUGUGGGUGAUGAAUGUUGUCCCAGUCAAUGCACCAGAUACUCUAGCCAUCAUUUAUGAGCGUGGACUUUUGGGAAUCUACCAUGACUGGUGUGAGUCUUUUGGCACUUAUCCAAGAUCCUAUGAUCUUCUGCAUGCUGAUCAUCUCUUCUCAUGGCUUAUAAACAGAUGUAAGCAUCCUGUAGGGAUUGCUGUUGAGAUGGACCGAAUACUACGGCCCAAUGGUUGGGCCAUCAUACGUGACAAGGUUGAGAUACUUGAUCCUCUAGUGGUAAUCUUAAAAAGUUUGCAUUGGGAGAUCCGAAUGACUUAUUCGCAGGAUAAGGAGGGUAUCAUUUGCGCAAAGAAAACCAUCUGGCGGCCAUGAAGUCUUAUGUGGGCCUCUUACGUUGGAUGGCCAAAAUUCCAUGUCAUAAAAGAGGGAAAAACCCUGAGUUUGUGUUGCCACUCCUUUUCUAUCCCAUAAAACCAAGGUAAGCAUUUUCCCUUGCUUAUCCCAAAUCAAGAACACAAAUUCUUUGCCAUCCUUGUCGGAAAUAUAUGAUUCCCCUUUCUUUUUUUUUAAUCUUUGUGUA
This is a messenger RNA of Telopea speciosissima, 2492 nucleotides long. RefSeq names its product probable methyltransferase PMT28. NCBI's taxonomy places the organism in Eukaryota, Viridiplantae, Streptophyta, Magnoliopsida, Proteales, Proteaceae. The record is from RefSeq and is a predicted model, not a curated record. The transcript has 8 exons. Gene Ontology annotation, cellular component: cytoplasm; trans-Golgi network; endosome. Gene Ontology annotation, molecular function: methyltransferase activity. Bases 137 to 2284 code for a protein of 715 amino acids.